GCGUACGUGACGUAUGUGAAAACACGUGAAGCUCGUUCUCUGUUCGUCUGCUGGACGGUAAUGGCGGCGUGCCGGGGAUCAUCGUCCAAAUGGUUUUUUACCCGGGAACAGCUCGAAAACACCCCGUCUCGCCGCUGCGGAGUGGAGCCAGACAGAGAGCUGUCGUAUCGACAGCAAGCCGCGAAUCUUAUUCAGGACAUGGGCCAGAGACUAAAUGUUUCUCAACUCACAAUAAAUACUGCCAUUGUUUACUUGCACAGAUUUUAUAUGUACCACUCUUUCACCAAAUUCCACAGAAAUACCAUCUCCCCAACGACAUUAUUUCUGGCUGCAAAAGUUGAAGAGCAACCACGGAAACUCGAACAUGUCAUUAAAGUAGCGCAUGCGUGUUUAAACCCCCAGGAGCCUCCACUGGAUACAAAGAGUAAUGCAUACCUCCAGCAAGCUCAAGAGCUGGUGAUACUUGAAACCAUAGUGCUGCAGACUUUAGGCUUUGAAAUAACAAUUGAACAUCCACACACUGAUGUAGUGAAAUGUUCCCAGCUAGUGCGAGCAAGCAAGGAUCUGGCACAGACUUCCUAUUUCAUGGCUACCAACAGUCUGCACCUCACCACCUUCUGCUUGCAGUACAAGCCCACAGUCAUUGCCUGCGUCUGCAUUCACCUGGCCUGCAAGUGGUCCAACUGGGAGAUCCCUGUUUCCACCGAUGGAAAGCACUGGUGGGAGUAUGUGGACAGCUCAGUUACACUUGAACUUCUUGAUGAACUGACCCAUGAGUUUCUGCAAAUAUUAGAGAAGACACCCAGCAGGUUGAAGAGGAUUCGUAACUGGAGGGCUACACAAGCUGCUAAGAAGCCCAAAUCAGAUGGUCAGGCCUCAGACAGUAGCUCUUUAGUGGGACCUUCAUUAACCCAGGACAUGUCCUUGAUGGAUGCCCUUCCCGGGGUUUCUACAAAUACAGCAUUCUCCAAAGCCUCAACAUCUUUCCCAGUGACCCUGCCAAGCAACUCAAGCAGCAGUCUUUCUCUUGAUUCCAUUGCCAACAUGCAGGGAACCUCAUACACUUACACCGCCCCCAGUGACUGGCCUCAGGACCAGGUGCGCUCAGACCAGUAUUCUGUCAAACAGCUUCCCCCACACAGUUCUAUGCAUCCACACCGGCCUGACAAAAGCGCAGAGUAUAACCCUGCCAAACACGAACACAAGGCCAGCGGUGGGGCGAAGCACCAGGCCACGGCCUAUCCUCCACCUGCAGCACCCACACAGAAAAUGUCUCUGGACAAGUACAGGGAGAAACACGCUGCUGAGCUGGCUGUGCAGAAACGCAGGCAAGAGCAGCAGAACGUGGAGACGGAGGUCUGUGGUGCUCAGACAGAUCACCACAAGCACCUGCCCCAACUGUCUCACGUGCUGCAGGGAGCAGGAGCCACCACUGCCUCACCCCUGAAGAUGAAGCUGCCUGUCCCUGGGCAGGACAAACGCGAGAAAGGGAGCUCUUUAAAACUGCGUCUUCCGGUCCCCCCCCAGAGCGAGAAGGGGGGAUCAAGUAAGGAGGAGCUAAAAAUGAAAAUAAAGGUCUCCUCUGAGCGGCACAGCUCCUCAGACGAGGGUGCUGCAAAGAGCAAACAUUCCAGCCCGCUUGUGAGCAAGGAGAAACACAGAGACCACUCAGCCCAUCGUCACCAUCACAAACACGGCCACUCACACACGCACACGCAUAGCGGCAAUGGCAGGAGCAGCCUUGAGGCACCCGCAUCUGCUUCGGCCCUUCGGAGCCCAGUAGGUUCCGGUGGCGAUGGCACAAGCUCAGCUUCCAGUUCCUCACGCAAGAGGGUGAACCCUGAAGCCAGCCACAAUCACCACUCCAAAAAGAACAAAAGCUCCAAAGGCGGUGCAGGUAGUUCCUCUCAUUGUUCCUCUGUUCAGCAGUGUGUGUCAUCUCACAGCUCUGUUCUUAACCUUCUUCCCCCUCCCCCUGUCACAUACCAGGUGGGCUACGGACAUCUCAGCACCCUAGUGAAACUGGACAGGAAACCAGUGGAGAGCCAUGGCCCUGAGGGUGCCGGCCUAGCUAAUGGCCAACACACAGACUACAAAGACACUUUUGACACGCUUGAGUCGCUGUUAAGUGCCCAAGGAAUGGACUCUUGAACUGAUAGGAAAGAGGAUAAAAUAUAAAAGAAAAUCAAGCAUAGAUUUCAUUAUUAGGAAGAGGAAAAAAACAGGAAUGUGAAGAGUAAGAGAAAGAAAAUAAAAAUGCUUCCCGAUCUUCUGGCAGUUCGGUUCAGUCUCUGUAUAACUGCUGCUUCCCUCAGUAUUCCCUCACGAGCAGUCUAUAUGAAUGCGUGAGCCAGUAUAUGAAUGUCAGGGCCAUUAUAGUAAAAAAAAAAAAACUUUUCAUGAUAAAAGCGUAAUGAGUGAAAAGCACCCUCUAAAAUGACUGACGCUCCUCUCAUUUGUUAAACAAAGUUAGUAGAAGGAAUGCAGAAUCAAGAUUUAAGUUCCAUAGUUCCUUGAAUGUUUCUUUGUUUCCUUUUCCCUCAUCUGAUACCAUUUAUGUGAGCUGCAUGUUAAUAAUGAAAGGGAUGAGAUAGUUGUUUACUGAUUGUGAACAAAUAUUUACAUACAUUCUCGUAUGUUUUAAGCUGUACCAUAACUUCUCAGGUUUGGAGCUGCUUGUAAAAUAUAUAUAUAUAUAUAUAUAUAGGGGUGGUGGGGAUUUUGUGACUCUGUGUUAGAAUGUAUCAUAUUGGCAAUUCUAGCACAGCCUUCUAGUGAUGUGCUCUAGAACUGGUGUUCCAUGUUGCUAUCAGGAGAGGGUGAACUAGCAGGCAAUCCACACCCUGCCAAUUACCUGGCAUGUUGUCAGGGCCAUGCAAUUUGUACCUUUUUUGACAUUCAAGAUGACCUUAAGCUGGAUGCCAAAGGCUGUGCCUCAAUAAGUAUAGUUCUAUGAAGUUUACAUAACCUUCGCUGUGAAGUGCAUUUUAUAUAUUUCUUGGUUUGAAGCAAUAGCCUAUUUUGUGCAACUCUUUAACAAAUUACCAGAAACAUACGUGGGUAAAAGGAGAUUGAGUUCAUUAUCACAGUGCUGACCCAAAGAGAUCUGGGAUUUCAUAGGCCCGUAACAUUAUUUCUGAAUAUGGAUGAAUGGUUUUGAUUUUUUGAUUUUGAUUAUUUUUAGUGUGAAGAUAUUGGUAAAUGAGGCCAGCAUUGUACAAAUCAUCAUUUUACUUUGGAUCGCUGAAUUGCAGUUGGAUAAGGCAAAUGCAAACCCUGGCACUUUUUUUUUUGUCUUUUCCCAAUUUUAUUUAGAUUUAAUAAUAAAUUCCAUGGUUUCCACUACCUUAA
Molecule: messenger RNA, 3351 nt
Organism: Sinocyclocheilus anshuiensis
Lineage: Eukaryota; Metazoa; Chordata; Actinopteri; Cypriniformes; Cyprinidae
Product: cyclin-T2-like
Biological process (GO): regulation of transcription by RNA polymerase II
Molecular function (GO): cyclin-dependent protein serine/threonine kinase regulator activity
Source: RefSeq, a predicted model, not a curated record